GACAGGCCCCCUUUUAUGGCAUCGCAUGACCCAGCCCAUGGCUCAGUUCCCCCUCGCCUUCCUUUUUCUCAUAUUUCUUCUUCGUCGUCCCGGAGCCGCACCCAGAGGAGAACAAGUCGGCCACCAGCCAUGGACUUGGAGCUGAACUACGAAAUCAGUCGCACAGCAGAGUUCAUAUUAAGCAGGAACUUCACAAGAGUUGCUUUGCAGUUCCCAGAUGACUUGUUGAAACAUUCGACCAAGGUUGUUACUUGUAUGAGAAACAAACUCGGGUCGGGUAAUAAAAUCGGGUUAUUUGUAAUGGCAGACACAACGUUUGGAAGUUGUUGUGUUGAUGAAGUUGGAGCUUCCCAUAUCGGUGCCGACUGCGUUAUACAUUAUGGGCAUACAUGUCUCAGCCCAACCUCAACUCUUCCUGCAUUCUGUGUUUUUGGAAAGGCUUCAAUCAGCAUAUCCUGCUGUGUUGAGAAGUUAUCGAGUUACUUUGCAACCAAUGACAAACCUAUUGUGGUUCUUUAUGGGUUAGAGUAUGCACAUGCAAUAACGCAGAUCAAAGGAGCAUUGGUGGAAGCUAUGCCCAAGACCAAAGCGGAACUUAUUUUUUCUGAUGUUAUGUGUUCCAUUAUUAGUCCAUUAGAAGAUAGGAAAUCUGAUGGACUUCAAGGAUGUCUAGGCAUCUAUUCUUCUGGUAACAGUUUUGGUGCGGCUACUGGUACUAGGUAUAGCCUAGGAGGCUUGACAUGGGAUCUAACAGAGGGACAGAGAAUGGAAGACUACUUUCUUUUAUGGAUUGGGCCUGAAAAUUCAGCUUUUUCCAAUGUUGUGCUGACAUUUAAUGGCUGUGAGAUAGUCAGAUAUAAUGCAACAGAAGAUCAGUUAGUGACGGAUGUUUCGCAACAGAAGAGGAUCCUUAAGCGUAGAUAUUAUCUAGUGGAGAGAGCAAAAGAUGCUAACAUGGUUGGGAUUUUAGUAGGAACUCUUGGCGUGGCGGGCUACCUUCACAUGAUUCAUCAGAUGAAGGAACUAAUCAUGCUUGCUGGGAAAAAGGCCUACACUCUUGUCAUGGGAAGACCGAACCCUGCCAAACUUGCUAACUUCCCCGAAUGUGAUGUUUUCGUAUAUGUCUCCUGUGCGCAAACUGCACUUUUGGAUAGCAAAGAGUUCUUAGCACCUGUUAUUACUCCAUUUGAAGCCAUGCUAGCUUUCAGCAGCGGAAGCCAAUGGACAGGAACAUACGUAAUGGAAUUUCGAGAUUUAAUUAAUUCUUCUCAGUUGGAGGUAAGCAAGUGGCCUGAAGAAGCACGCUUUUCCUUCCUUAAAGGUGGAUAUGUUGAAGAUUUUGAACCCCAAGAAAACGGAGACGAAGAUAAUGAUGGUACUCUUGCUUUAGCUAAUGCAACUGAGAAGGCUCUGCGAUUGCAUGACCGAGGCCCUGAUUCCCUUGUCAAAGGAAUAGCUAAAUUUGGAGCUGAAUUUUUCGUGACUCGAUCUUAUCAUGGUCUUGAAAUGCAUGCCAACAGUUCAUCGCCGGAGCCAUAUUUAAUUGGAAGAAGUGGAAAGGCAUCAGGUUACAAAGACGAGAAAAGUGAGCCUGGAACUUUGCAAGUUCCAGAACAGAAAGAAAAGGAAAUAUUGGGGAUUGUAGAGCCAAAUAGGCUUUGAAUGUAGUGAUGAGCCGAUGACUUCGAACCGAGGCGAGCAUGGCCUGGUAGAAAUGAAGAAGAUAUUAUACAUUUUAGGCGGGUUGAGUAGUAAGGAGGAGCAAGAAGUCAACCCUGAGCUUAUUGGUUCAGAAAUGGCUGAAGCUCAUCCAUGGAGUGUUAUUGCAAUAGUGGAUGAAUGUAUUGGUUCAUAACAAAUUGCUGAU
Molecule: messenger RNA, 1867 nt
Organism: Hibiscus syriacus
Lineage: Eukaryota; Viridiplantae; Streptophyta; Magnoliopsida; Malvales; Malvaceae
Product: 2-(3-amino-3-carboxypropyl)histidine synthase subunit 2-like
Exons: 10
Coding region: 16-1662 (548 amino acids)
Biological process (GO): protein histidyl modification to diphthamide
Molecular function (GO): 2-(3-amino-3-carboxypropyl)histidine synthase activity
Source: RefSeq, a predicted model, not a curated record